UAGAUAGCAUUUAUCUAGUUGUGAAAAUGAAUAAACAAUCAGUUGUUGAAACGUAUUGUCAUAUGUCGGACGCGUUAAUAAUCAUGUUAAGUGAUCGUAAAUGAAUGGAUAGAGUGCGUGAAUUCUAAAUCGAUCAAGAUGACUAGGUCGAGCUACAGGCCCUUAGUUCCAAGAUCUUCGAAUAAUUCUUUAGAAAACCGUGAAAUCGGGACGACGUCCCCUCCCGGAGAACCGUUGGUGCGUGCUCCAGCUGGCAAGCCGCGAUGUCCUCCAGCCAUCUCGCGGCUGCGAGUGGAAAAAGUAGAAGGCGGUCUAGCGGUCGCUGGAGUGGUAGUUGCUGCCAAUUGCCAGAUCAUUCUUCCUAUCUUCGGAUUCCUGUUUAUGCUUGUUGGAUGCGUGCUUACUGCGGCGUCGUAUCGCGGUUGCGGUGAAAAUGAGGAGCCUGACCACUACGCAGCUAGGAUCGCGUUCACGGGCAACUCACGCGUCCUUGGCCCUGUUUGCAUUGUCGCAGGCGCUCUUAUGACAAUAGCUGGUAUUGUUUUAUGUAUGUUGAUGCGAGCCGCUCAACGCCGACAGCGCAGACUGGCUUUCCAUUGUCCCAUACAUGGGGACUUCUACCCCCUUAGUCCACAGAAUAGCAGAAAAUACUCACGUAGCCCCAGUGGUCUUUACCGCUGGCUACGUGGUUGGCUUGGUAUGAUUGAGGAGCGCGAGACGCCACGCUGCCCGCGCUCCACGGAACCCGCCUCACCAGCGCGGGCCGAUGCGCCGUGCCCACCGCCAUUACCUUUCUUAGUACCUAGUGAUUCAGUUGUAGGGAUGGCGUCAGUGCUCGGAGCGCCAUUAAGUCCAGAGCAGACGUUUGGUUCUAUCAAAUCACUCGCCAUUUCAAGGGAGGUCGCCAGUUUUCCACUGUCCCGAUCCCCCACUCCACCUCCGUUAAGCUAUCCACCUUUCAAAGACGAGUCGAAAAUCGAGAGCAUACCAAAUUCUGUGCCCCACUCGGACUUUGGUUGUGGGUCAACGAACUGCAACUAUCGUGUAGAAUGUAAACUAACGACCACAGACGAAAUAUGCCACAGUGCUCCAAACCAGAGUAUUCACACAGAUAAGCAAAGACCUGCCACUGUGUGCAUCGUGAUACCAGACGGGAAAGGUUAAAUGAUAUUUAGUAGAUAAUAAACAGUGUUCAAAUUUGUAAUGGCUGUUCGUUUUGGUAACUGAUUGAUUGCUCGUACUUUUUUUAAAAGUGUAGCAUAUAUUUAAAGUGUGUAGGCGACUUUUGGUUGAAAAGGUAGAAGUCGUCCGAUGAGACCAUUCCAUGUGAGGUACGGAUGGUUUAUUUUUUAAAUCUGUAAUGUGGCUAUAACAAUUUUCGAUUCUGCUCAAUCACAUUGGUCUUCCUCUAUCGCUUAUUCUGUAUUUUUCAAAUUCAAAGUCGUAGUGUUUUUUUUUUAAAUUUCUGCACGAUCAAUAUAAUAAGAAAACGUCAUUGCCAACGCAUUUAUUUCUGAAGAUUUAAUUCCUAAAAUUUUAGCAAUAAUGAUAACACAAUUUAUCACAAUAAUUUUCUGCACAUUAUAUUCGAUCAAAAAAUAUUAUAACACUUAUUAAAGAUAUAUUUAAGACAAUGAAUAGAUUUAAUGGCUAACUUAACAUAAAAUCAACACUACCCAUUGUUUGUAAUACUCAGGUUAUUAAUCAAACACUUGUCUCUAAUUGAGUGUAUUUUUGUUUGUUUUUAUUGUAACUAAUAGUAAAACACCCAGUACUACAAAAACGCCUGGUCUUCGCUAAUGUGAUUGAAAAAAAAUUGUCUUAAAGAAUCUGCAUUAAAAAAAUAUUUUGCACUUAUUUUCAUCCAACUGACAGUCUAGUCUAUAUCAUCUAAUUUAUUGUAAUAGUAACAUUACCGAUGUUUUGUCUAUUAAAUAGUGGUCACGUACGAUUUUUGGCUCAGUAGAAUAAUGUUGUUCCUAAUUUGAAAAUAAAUAUUUUAGUACAUUUGUUCUUUUAUUUAAACAUAUAUAAAUUAAAUUUAAUAAAGUUUUGCUAUAGGGCCAAUUUCCCGUUAUAUACGACUAAAGAAUUAUUGCCAUAAGUUUAAAUUGUAAUAGACUUGAAAAUAGAAUUGAAAUGGUAUAGUAUUAUUUUCUGUAAAAUUUUAUCAGGCUCUGUAACUCUGCGCUCGAAGAUUUUCAGUCAAACAUUACCAAUGGCGGCUUAGAUCUUUGUUUAUUACCUACAAAAGCAAGGAGUACGUGCGGUAACUAAGCUAGGGAUGCGAUGAUGCUUCUUCUGUGGUUACACUUACGAAAACAGUUGAUUAUAAUCGAUAUAAACAAUUAUUUUUACUGCGAACUGUGCGAACGUCUCGGAGAGCAGCAAUUUUUUUUGCCGGCAUAUUAAUUUGUUUAAGGUUUAAUACAAAACACAAUAUUUAAGAGGAACGGGAAAUUGGUUCUAACUGGCAACACUUGUUUUAGAAUAUAGAUAAAAUAAUAUUACUGUCAUAUUGUAAGAAUAGUUACAUGUAAUCUGGUGUCCUAGUUUUAGACCCGAAUUGUGAUAUUUUCGUUUAUUUUAUCAUUGUUACUAACUUUAAAAACUAUAACUUUCAUAUUCAUUAUCUAUAGUCUAUAAAGUGUUUUAUUUGAUAAUAAAAUGAAUAAAUAAUUCUCAUUUAAUUCGGGGAAGGAGCCAAAAAUGUUGCCAAAUUGCAUAAUUCACGUCCACUGUAGUUUUGUAUCGUUUUAUUCAAUAAAUAUAUGCUCACAAAAGACAAUGGUGUUAAAAAUGUGUGUAGACAAUUUAGAUCACGCGUAUAAUAGAUAAUUUUAGGUUAGAAAUAUAAACAAUUUUGUUUUGUGAUGUUGGCAUUUAUUGGCCGUGUUAUAUUGGAUAUGUGUAAUGUAAUUUUUUAUAUUAAUACAUAGUUAAGUGCCACGCCUAAGUAAUAUAUUAUAUACAUAAUUAAGCUUAUUUAAUAUUGUUAUAGCAGUAAGGACGAAGUGAAAAUACAAAUUUGAUUUUAAA
Messenger RNA from Nymphalis io (European peacock), 3039 nucleotides. RefSeq lists its product as uncharacterized. The record is from RefSeq and is a predicted model, not a curated record. The transcript has 7 exons. Bases 139 to 1164 code for a protein of 341 amino acids. Lineage: Eukaryota; Metazoa; Arthropoda; Insecta; Lepidoptera; Nymphalidae.